ACCGUUUUCCUUUUUUUUUCCGCUGCUGAACUGCAGAGACAGUGGGAGAGGAGGACAAUACGCACUCGUUUAUUUAUUUAUUUAUUGGUGUUUUUAUGUUGUUAUAAUGUGUAUGGAUUCAGUUUAAGAUGAUUUAACGCUCUAUAUGCAGCCCAGUUACCUGUUGACCCUGAUGCUGCCACAUGGAUCCAGGUGGAAGUGAUCUGGAGUUGAGUCUUUCUCAGACCGAGAAUCCCUGCCUUAUCGUGGAGGACUCGCAGCCUGACAGCGUGGCCUUGGAGGACGACCCCGACAGCAGUUACCGUACCCUGCUCUCCCGCCGACUCUCCAACCUCCAGCCCACAUCCCACAGCCCGGUCCUGGAACUGAUCGCUUCCCCUUCUAAAAGCAGAUGCACUGACGUUUCGUCCCCGACUGAAAACUCGAACAGUGUAACACAGGCUGACGGGAAUUCGAUUUCCGCCACUUCGGAGCAGAGUCAAGUAUUUGAAGUUUGCACCCUUACAAAAAGAAAUAACCUGGAGGACAUGGAGUCUGGAGCUGAUUCUACCACUCCCUGUGCCCAAGCAGAAGAAGCAGUGCCUCAGUUCGGCCACCUGGAGCUGUCAGAGAGUCAGGGAUUCAACACCCAGGCACAAAAUGCAGAAAGUGGAGACGAGGAUGUGGAGGUGACGCCUUCCAACCUCCGGGUAGCAGACAGCCAGAAAACAUCCAAUCAAAGAGUGAAGAGCUCCACCGGGGCAUCAGAUAGUCGAGAAGACAGAUUAAAAAAUCCAGAGGUGAGCUCCAGCAGUUCCUUGGUGCCUCAGAAGAGAGAAGGCAAAGAGCUGAGUGUCCAGGCUAUACUACACUCUAAAGUCUUGGAGCCUGUAGAAGCUGAAGAUGAGGAAAUGAUGUCAUCCCAGGAUGAUCUGUUCGAUGGAGAAAGAAAUGGUUCUAAGGUUGAGAGCACCGUAGCGGAUGAGACUCAGAAGCAGGAUCCAGUAUGCACUCCUGCUCAUAGCCUUGGUCUGCUGCAUCUGUCUGGCCAAGGAACGUUGGUGCAAGAGAGCCUGUCUCAGCAGUCUGUUGAUUACGUGCCAGCCACCCAGGACAACUUGGACCAAGCCCCGCUUAUAGUCCCCAAUUCACCCACAGGACAGGAGAACGAGCGAGAUUUUAACCAGGCUGCAGAACCAGCAGAGGACAUCUCUGGGACACCUCAUGAUCAAGCACAACAAAAAGGCCAGGAAGAACCAAUGGAUGUGGAUCCUGUCCCAAAGUCUGCAGUGUCGAAUGUAGUGUCCCAGAAUUCCCCCAGUUGUGCUUCGGAGAAAAGCCUUUCCUUGCCAACGCAGCCUGAAUUAUCACAUGAUGUGUUUAUGUCUACACCAUCCUUGGAAUCUGGGGCCUGCAGUUCAAGUCCAGAUGUUUUAAAGAGAAAGGAAGCAACAAAGGAAAGUCCGUCUGCAAUUUUUGGUUCUGAAGAGUUCAAAAAAACAGCCUGCAGUAGUUCAGCUUCUCAGGUGGCUACGGGUUUGAAAUUGGAGCUGGACAACACUGAAAACAGUGUAUUUGAAAAGAAAACUCAAGCGUUUAUUGAGGGUGAUGAUGAUGAUGAUGAUGAUGAUGAUGAAGAUAGUCAGGCCACACAGAUCGAGGAAAUACAAGAUUCUGUCAAAGCGGAUGAGAGAGACUCUGUCCCUGUGCUUCACAAUGAGAAAACGGAGAAAAGCAUCACGGAUUGUGGCCUUAAUAACGCUUCCAAUUUGCAAGGGGUUUCCCAGGAGCCUGACCUGAAAGCUACAGCGAAUGAAGAAAAGUCGUCCUCGCAGUCUUCCAAAGGGCAGAACGGAAAAAUAAAGGACAGCGUGGAAAACUCUCCGGAGAUCCGGCGUAUUCCGAACGCCGUAGCCUCGCCGCAGAUGGAUGAAGGUGGAUCGGGGAAAGAUCAGACCUUGAGAAGUUGCUCACAAAGCAAAGAACAAGCCACGCAACCCACUAGCACAACUCCCGUUCCAUCUCAAUCCCAAUCUGUCAUCUUCUCCCACAAGAGUCCUCCAGGAGAACAGGAACAGGGAGUCGACGGAGACCAAAGAUCGAGCCAGCCCGUGUCUCAAAGCCACCAAAUUGACAGCAUUCGCAGCAUUAAGGAUGUCGACGAGGAAGAUCAGGACAGAACGGAUGAAGCAGAAGUUCAAAGCACAAGCAUGAACGAAUCUUCCGGAUUUGGUUUGGCUCUUUCUCAGAGUCAGACCGAAAUGCCGGAGCCGAUGGACGAUGGAGAGGAAGUCGCCCAAUCUGCAGCAAGCAAGGACGAGGAGAGCCUUGAGGUCAUCGUCCUGGAGGAGAGCGAGAGAGUCUCACAGGAGCGAGACCGUAUCGAGAGGUCGCCGGCGUUUAGAAGUUCUUCACAACCAGUCAGAGGAUCCCCGAAGGAGAAAUUCGAGCCUGGCAGAAAAGUCACAGGCUCCCAGCCAAACAGCUCGGGCCAGAAUUCACAGGUGGCUGCUAGAACUGGUGCCAGUAUGGCACAGGCCAGCGACGGAGCAACCGGUGCAGGAUCGCAGGUCCUGAAUUUGGCCAACAAAAGUCUGAGUGACAGCUCUGGAGAUCUGCCAUUCCACUUCACACUUCCCAGAGAAGGGGAGAUGAUUGGGCCUGCUGCGAGCGCAACUCCUCCACACGUCAGGCUGCUGAAGAACACGCCGCUCCACAGCACUCCUAUCGAAACGAGUACGUUCCGAGAGCGGACUGAGGCCGACGUUACCAGGGAGACGACGAUGGCGGCCAGUGAGAUCUCCAUGGAGGAGAGCGGAGAUGGAGAGGAGCUGGCUGCACAGGGGGGUGAUGGGAAACUGAGUCUCAGAAUGAAGGUGGUGACUCCUAUAGAAGAGGGAAGCUCUCAGCAUUUCAGCCUACAAAAGCCAUCCUUAUCUGAUGAAGAAAGCUCCGUUUCCAAGGAUACCGCUGUUGCCAAGGCUGUUACCAGCCCUCAAUCCAUCUUCACUCGGGUUCGUGAGGUUCACAGACAGCUCCAGGUGGAGGAAGACGCCAAGGAGCCGAGCGAUCUGUCACUCAGACCUCUAAGCCAAACCGACCUCCCGAACCGCGAGAACCCUGAUCCACCUCCCGAGGCAGUAGGUAAUGGUACACCAAAGCAGCAGACCAACGGCACCACCAUGCACUCUGAACCUCUGUCAGAAAUUCCGUCCUCCUCGGCUAAAGAACAUGAAGCUCCCAGCACUUCUUCCAAACUAGCACCUCUUCAGUCACCCCAAGGCCAGAGACCUGUGUGUCAGCAAACCAGUGUGGACUUGUCCUCAACUGCAAGUCCUCUCAGCAAGCAGAGGGCAGUAUCACAGCAGACCAGCUUUGAUGCCUCUGGACCGCAACACUCAUCAGGCAGGGCGGAGCCAGUCACUCCGACCCGCUCGCAGUCAGGGCCUUCUCACCGCAGACACGUCCGCACCAUACAGGAAGUGCGCACUACCAUCACUCGCAUCAUCACCGACGUGUACUACGAAGACGGCAAGGAGGUGGAUCGUAAGGUCGUAGAGGAAUCCGAGGAGCCGGUGGUGGAUCGCUGCGUCAUGGACAGCGACAUCUCUCCUUCCCGUACAGGAAGCUCCAUGACCUCAGGAGACCUGGCGGAUGUCAGCUCACUUUCCUCCAAGGCUGCGUCUCAUUUCAGCUCCAGCGGGACCAGCAGUGGAGGUCCGGCUCCUAGCAGGAUGAUUGAUUUCAUCAUGCCUCCCGGUCGGGGAGUGAAUACCAGCAGCCCCAGGCGAGGGGGUAGACAGGCAGUGGGGUCAGAGCUAACAGGCAUUUGGGGGUCUCCACCCGCUGUCCCGCUAAGCCCCCGAGGCCACGGGCGUCGAGGAAGACCCCCCUCACGUGGUCCACUGUCCAGAGGUGGAAGGUCAGCACAGAGAGGAGGUGCCCAUGCCCCGGCUGUGUCCUCGUCAGAAGAUGAGCACCUGGCUCGUUCGAAUGCCCGCAUCCCCUCGAACCGUUUGGAGGCGAUGUCCCCUGAGAACAGCUUGGGGAACGCAAGCAGCUUCGUCGGACUGCGCGUGAUGGCCAAGUGGUCGUCCAACUCGUUUUUCUACUCCGGGACCAUCACUCGGGACCUGGGAGAGAACCGCUUCCGGCUGCUGUUCGACGACAAUCAGGAGUGUGAGGCACAGGGGAAGGACAUCCUGCUGUGCGAUCCCAUUCCGCUGGAGGCCGAGGUCACGUCGCUGACCGAGGAGGAGUACUUCAACCCAGGUAUCGUGAAGGCACAUAAGCGCCAAGGUGCCGAGUUGCUGUACUGCGUAGAGAAAGACGGCCAGAGCACGUGGUACAGCAGGACUGCCGUGAUCCUCACCAUGGAGCAGGGAAACCGCCUGAGGGAACAAUACGGCCUCGGGCCUUAUGAACCCUCCACUCCUCAUAACAUGGCAUCCGAUAUCAGCCUCGAUAACCUCGUGGAAGGAAAGCGGAGGCGUCGAGGAAACGGGCCUGGGCCUGAAACGCCAAACAGCAGCUCCACAAACAGCCCCAGAACCCCGGCGAAACGGAAACUCGCAAGCUCCACGGAGGAAGAUCGGACCCCGGCGAAGAGAGGGCGCAGAGGGGGCGGGGCCAGAUCGGCUUUGAGACCGGCUCCAUGCGACACCUCUGGAAGCGGAGCCGAGCUGCCUUCGGUCCCCGGCGACGUCCUGGUGACCCACGGGCCUCUCCCCGAGAGCACGUCUCUCUUCAUGGGCUUUGUCUUCAUGCUCACUGCGUCCUCUGACAAAGACGGGAAAUCCAACCAGACUACCAGUGACGGAGAGGAAGAAUGCGUGCCGACAGCUCCGUAUAACAAGCAGUACACCGAGAGGCAGUUAGAGGCUGGAGGAGGAAUGAUCCUGCCUGAAUUUAAUGAAGAACAGUGUAAAGCAGCCUACCAGAGCCUGUUGAUCGCGGAUAAACAUUGCCGAACGCAGACGUACCUGCUGUGUGUGGCGGGAGGGGUUCCCUGCGUCUCUCAGAUCUGGGUGCGGGACUGCUGUCAAGAGAAGAAGCUCAUGAACUACAGGAACUACCUUCUUCCUGCCGGAGUCGGACCCGAGACACGGAUCAUAGAAUGGCAUGCUCGCUGUAACCCUUUCAAAGCGUUGAAAGUCCUGCUGCUGGCAGAGGAUCGUAUACAUUUAUGGACCUCCUUACUCACUAUGUGUGGAGCUACAAAGGUCCAGCAACAUACACUAAGCAACAAUUCUUCUGAUAUUCCAGCUGAGGAAUUCGACCUGGUGGUGUCUGCGUCUCAGUGUCCUGCAGCGCUGCUCAAGAGUGUGACAUCCACCAGCACUCCUGCAGUGUCUCUGGAAUGGUUGGUUCAGUGUGUGAUCUGCGGCGAGCGUCUGGCCUACGACAGCCAGCCGGAAUAUCGUCCUGAUCGCUCUUCUUAAAAGUUUUUUUUUUUUCACAUCCUGUACUGUUUUAGCACAUGCCUGCUUUUACUGUAUAUAGUUUUAAACGGUUUUUUGACAUAAUAAAUGGCGUCUCCUUUU
This is a messenger RNA of Silurus meridionalis, 5522 nucleotides long. It is a transcript of the gene tp53bp1, whose product is annotated as tumor protein p53 binding protein, 1. Gene Ontology annotation, molecular function: histone binding. The coding region runs from base 183 to 5420 and encodes 1745 amino acids. Gene Ontology annotation, biological process: DNA damage checkpoint signaling; positive regulation of transcription by RNA polymerase II. Gene Ontology annotation, cellular component: nucleus. The transcript is spliced from 28 exons. NCBI's taxonomy places the organism in Eukaryota, Metazoa, Chordata, Actinopteri, Siluriformes, Siluridae. The record is from RefSeq and is a predicted model, not a curated record.